Messenger RNA from Anolis carolinensis (green anole), 7175 nucleotides. RefSeq names its product peroxisome proliferator activated receptor delta (gene ppard). The record is from RefSeq and is a predicted model, not a curated record. Gene Ontology annotation, cellular component: nucleus. Bases 780 to 2108 code for a protein of 442 amino acids. The transcript is spliced from 8 exons. Gene Ontology annotation, molecular function: DNA-binding transcription repressor activity, RNA polymerase II-specific; nuclear receptor activity; zinc ion binding. Gene Ontology annotation, biological process: negative regulation of cholesterol storage; negative regulation of inflammatory response; hormone-mediated signaling pathway. Lineage: Eukaryota; Metazoa; Chordata; Lepidosauria; Squamata; Anolidae.
ACGCCUCAGAAGGGCUGGUGCCCGGGAAUCACUGGCCUGAGGGGAAGAAAGGCCUUCCCUUAGGCCGGUGGUCCCCGAUUUCUAGUCCCCCAGGUGUUUUUUGGACCCCGACUCCCAGAAGCCUCAUCUGCCUUGCCAGUGUGUAGGGAUUCUGGGAGUUGGAGUCCAAAACACCUGGAAUAGCAGAGUGGCCCUUCAGACAGCAGAUCUGAGCUGACCUGAAAGGGCAAAUCUGUUAAUGCCUCAACUGCUAUGGCUGAAUACUCAAUACUCUGUUUGACAGAGGAUGCUGAAGGCCUUAGGAAUUGUGGGAGUUGACGUCCAAAAGAGCUGGAGGGCCGACGUUUGCCCAUGCCUGCCUUAAACCAUGGCAGAGAAAGUGGUGCCAAACUGCAGCAAUUCCACAGUGUGGAUUGACCCUAAGAUAACUUUGUCUGGGUUUGUAGUUCAAUGGAAGGGGAAUCAGACCUUAUUCCUUCCCUGCCUCAGGGAGCAAAAUAUUUGGGGCAGGCACUCCACUUCGAAAGUCAACUUGGCAAGUGAUAGUUACCGCUUCUUGCCAUUGCCUGCCUGCUGCUCUUCCAGUUUUCUUUCACUUGGGGCUUCCAUUAUGCUGACAUGGUAACUACAAGGUGGCCCUUGCCAAAAGGUGAACAGAAACAUCGGCUCCAAAAAGGUUAGUAGAGCAGCCUGAUCGAGGCCCUUUUCCAGACAGGCGCAGAUGAUGCCAGAGCUAUGACAGGGGCUGCAGCCUUGGCAGUGAAGGGUGGUGAUCAGUUAUGCAACAGCCAAAGGAGGAAGUACCUGAGGUCAGGGAAGAGGAGGAAGAAGAGGAAGAGGCUGUGACAGCCGUAGGUGGAGCCUCAGACCCAAAUGAAGGACCAGAUAAUUCAGCAGCUUCUAUUAGCUACACUGAUCUUUCACAGAGCUCUUCUCCUUCCCUGUCGGACCAACUACAGAUGGGCUGUGAUGAAUCUGCCUCGGGAAGUCUGAAUGUCGAAUGCAGGGUCUGUGGAGACAAGGCAUCUGGGUUUCACUACGGGGUACACGCAUGCGAAGGUUGCAAGGGCUUCUUUCGUCGAACAAUACGUAUGAAGUUGGAGUAUGAGAAGUGUGAGCGAAACUGCAAGAUUCAGAAAAAGAACCGAAACAAGUGCCAGUACUGCCGCUUUCAGAAAUGCCUCUCUUUAGGCAUGUCGCACAAUGCCAUUCGUUUUGGGCGUAUGCCAGAAGCUGAGAAAAGGAAGCUAGUUGCAGGACUGACGGCUACAGAGAUCAACUGCCAGAACCAGCAGCUGGCUGACUUGAAAGUCUUUUCCAAGCACAUUUACAAUGCCUACCUGAAGAAUUUCAACAUGACCAAAAAGAAAGCACGAGGCAUCCUGACAGGGAAAGCUAGCAGCACCCCGCCUUUUGUGAUUCAUGACAUGGAUACUUUGUGGCAAGCAGAAAAGGGACUGGUGUGGAAACAGCUAAUAAAUGGGCUACCACCAUACAAGGAGAUUGGUGUUCAUGUUUUUUACCGCUGCCAGUGCACAACAGUGGAGACAGUGCGGGAGCUUACAGAAUUUGCUAAGAGCAUCCCUAGCUUCAUCAGCCUUUACCUUAAUGAUCAAGUGACUCUGCUGAAAUAUGGGGUGCAUGAAGCCAUCUUUGCCAUGCUUCCCUCAAUCAUGAACAAGGACGGACUCUUAGUAGCCAAUGGGAAUGGCUUUGUUACACGCGAGUUCCUACGCAGUUUGCGCAAGCCCUUCAGUGAAAUCAUGGAGCCCAAGUUUGAGUUUGCUGUGAAGUUCAAUGCUCUGGAGCUGGAUGACAGUGACUUGUCUCUGUUUGUAGCUGCCAUCAUCCUGUGUGGAGAUCGCCCUGGUUUGAUGAAUGUCAAACAGGUAGAGGAGAUUCAAGACAAUAUCCUUCAGGCCCUCGAGUUCCACUUGCAGGCCAAUCAUCCUGAUACACAAUACCUCUUUCCUAAGCUGCUGCAAAAAAUGGCUGAUUUGCGCCAGUUAGUGACUGAGAAUGCCCAGCUGGUGCAGAAGAUCAAAAAGACAGAGACAGAGACUUCUCUGCACCCGCUUUUGCAGGAGAUCUACAAGGACAUGUACUGAAGAGCCUGCAUUCAUGAGAGAUAGGUUAAAGCCAUGGAAUACAGCAAAAUGCUUUGUACAUUAGCAAAGAAAUCGCCUGUGUUUUCUGUCCUUUCUACUGGAGUUGCUUCUCUAGAUAAUUGCUGUGUACUGUGCACAAGGGUAUACAGUUAAAGACUCGGCACCUGCCAUCCAGUGAUAAGUCAGGUCUUCCUUUAGCAUACACUAAGUGAAACUUUAAGGCACAUCAUAAGCUAAAUAUCUGUUUUUACAGUUCAGCUGUUACACUGUUAAAGAGCAGCUGAUGAUGCGUUUACACACACCUCACAAAUACUUUUGGAACUAUUGAUUAGAUUGUUCUGUUGGUCAACACAGAUUGUGUCUGGACAAUUAAAGCAAACGAGCUUGUCUGGCAGGAACAGCACUUAUAUCAUAUAUUUGUUUUAUGUUUUUAUAUUGCACUCUGGACUCUAGUUUGGCCCUCAUUCUAAGACAUGAUAAAGAGAAUAUGUGUCUUUAUGUUUAUAUCAAUUUCCCAAAGAAAGUUCAAAGUCUUUCAUGAAGGGUACAGACACUUCUUGUGGAGUCACUUCGACAAGAAAGGUCUUGGCCUUUUCCCUCAGUGCACAAAAACAGAUAUGCCUUCUGCAUGAACAACCAUGUCUCCUUUCCUCCCUGUUCAUUUCUUUUUUUCUCCCUUUUGUGUUGGUCUACAGUGCAUUUUGCUGGAGUUCUUUCUAGACAUGUGAAGUGCUUCCUUACUUACUGAAGAGAGAGGGCUUCUUUUUCUAUUGCACUGCACUCCAGUGCUCGCCAAAUGAUGGAGUCAUCCCAGGAUCUUGCUCUAGGAUGAUAUUGUAGCUGCCAAAAGUCCAUUUGCUUCCUUUACUUGAGUAAAAGUAGAUAUGACACUCCAUGGGGUUUGUGGAGAAGCGGGAUGGCUGUAAGCACUUGAUGGUCUCCUUGUCUAGGGGAAUGUAAUAUAAAUCUCAUUCUUAAAAGGGUAGCACCCAGACUAUGAGAUGGGUGUGAUUUGAGGAUGUUGGAGAAGGCAGUGAUGAUUGCAUCUCCCCACCUUUACUUGGUCUUCCCAAACUGCUGGAGACAUCUGAAAGGUUAUUCCCAAUAUGUGAAUUGCAUCUGUGCCUUUCCAACAAGGCAAUACAGCAUAGUAUGUGCUGUGUUUGCCCAUUUUCCUCUGCUUUUGUCAUCAGUUUUAGCAGGAAGCACUGCACUAGCAUUGAGCAUUUUAGCAUUUCCUCUAUAGGCAUGCGCAAUCAUGCGUUUUAGAUAUUCCUGGGGCUCAGAGCAGGCUCCAACACUCCUCUUAAUCCCCUAAACUGGUCUUGCUCCAGUCCACAGAGUUCUCACCAGAUACCUUUUGUCAUCUUUAGUCUAGUUAGUACAGAAGCUCUCCAUUUGCAGAGUAAUUAUUGUCAUGGGACUGUAUAGUCCAUGUGAGGCUGUUCUGGAUAACCACGGUUGAUACAUUAUGUGACUUGUCAGAUCUCUGGCUUCCAAUUCUCAACAUUAAUGACAUCAGAUUAGUUAAUUGUUUCCCAAACUCUGGUCUUCCAGGUGUUUUGAACUUCAGCUCCCAGAAUCCAUAAACAUUGGCCAAGGCUGCUGAGGCUUCUGGGGGAUGAAGUUCAAAAUACCCAGAGGACUAAAGUUUAGGAAUCACUGGAUCAGAUCAUCAUGAUGCCGGAGCCUCCGGUGGCCUAGGGGAUAAAAGCCUCAUGACUUGAAGGUUGGGUUGCUGACCUGAAGGCUGCUAGGUUCGAAUUCCACCCGGGGAGAGCGCGGAUGAGCUCCCAUCUAUCAGCUCCAGCUCCAGCUCCAUGCGGGGACAUGAGAGAAGCCCCCCACAAAAAUGGUAAAAAAAAAAACAUCUGGGCAUCCCCUGGGCAACGUCCUUGCAGACAGCCAAUUCUCUCACUCCAGAAGCAACUCCAGUUGCUCCUGACACACAAAAAAUAAUCAUGAUGCCGGAGAAUGGUCUAAGAACCUUAGCACUGAGAUUUGUGUACUGUUUUCUUGUUACGUGGCCUUAGGCAAGCUUAUUUGUUUAGUACAUUUUCAAAUCAAUUGCAUGCUGGAGGGGGGAUUUUGAAAUAUUUUUCUAAAGAAUCAUUGGCAUAGCAAAAGGAAUGUAAUAAUUUCACUACUGUGCAGUGAUAGAUAUUUAGGUGAUGGAAAUUUGUUUGAACUUACCAGUUGUCCCAACCAUUUCAGCUCAAACCAUUGACUUGUUUUUCUGGACUCCCAUGCAGCAGUUUUAACAUUUUGUCUUCCUGACUAAAUUUAGGGAAUGAGCUUUCAGUAUCCUCUUUUGUGGCAGUAACAAUCACAUUAAUAUUUUACUCCUUUUAGAAUACUCAUGUAUAGUCUAGAACCAUCCCCUUCUUUUGUAGAGUGGCAAAAGGCAAGAAUGUAGUUAUUCCUGAGAGAGCCCAAAAGAAGCAUUGAUUUGCUCUAUUCUAUCCACUAUGGCAGUGCUUCUGGCCUUUUUGAAGUUCUUGGUGGGGUAAUGGUGGCAGUGGUCAGAGGCAACUAGCCCCUGAAGCAGCAUUGGUGCUUUCUGUUCUCUAUAGAAUGACUUUCAACUUCUUCAUGGGCAAUAUCAAAAUGCUUAAUUUUGACCCCCAAACCUGCCUUCAACAUAUAAAAAGGUAAAGGUUUUCCCCUGACAUUAAGUCUAGUGUCCGACUCUGGGAGGUGGUGCUCGUCUCCAUUUCUAAGCUGUAGAGCCUGCGUACCUACUGAUCUACUCACAUUUGUAUGUUUUUGAACUGCUAGUUUGGAAGAAGCUGGGGCUAACAGUUGGAGCUCACCCCAAAUUCAAACUGCUGACCUUUCGUUCAGCAGCCCAGCGGUUUAACCCACUGCACCACCGGGGACCUCAACAUAUAUGUGAGAACAAUUUAUAUAUUAAUAUAUAUAGUAAUGUUUUACCUAAGGGAGCAUAAUUCAAUGACAUAGCAAAUGCAUUGCAUGAGAAAGAGCUCAAGUUCAGUAUCUGGUUAAAGUCAUCCCUUAGUAAGCUAUACGGAUUUCUUAUUCCAGAGACUCUGGAGGGCUAAUACCAACCAGAGGAAGCAAUGUUGGACUAGAUGAACAGAGGGUAUAAUUUGGUAUCAAACUGUGUUGCAAAUUGCACCAUAUAACUUGUUAUUUUCCUUGAUUAUAUAAGAAGGGAGACAGAAGUUGUGACACUAGUAUCAGGGCCCUUUCACUCUGUACAGUUACAAUAUUAUGAUUCCACUUUAACAAGUCAUGGCAACAUCCUCCUGGGAUUUAUUAUUUUGUGAGGGGUAUUUCGACUUCCUAUUCAGAGAGCUCAAUGCACCAUCAGACUGCAAACCCCAGGAUUCCAAAAGAUGUUGCCAAGACAAUUAGAAUGGAAGCAAGGUGCUGCAGUGGUUUAGUAUGAAAGGAGCCUUUUUCCCCCCUGUAGUUUUAGGUUGCAAAUCUGCCCUUGCAAACCACCCAUCCAAGGGAUCUUCAUGUGUAGUGAAAGAGUGAACAACUAGGCUAAUUUGCCGCCAGAUCUUUUUCAGGCAGUUUCAUAGUAUUGUCAUAUCAGCAGGAUUAUCCCUAGAACAGUCCAUACCCUGUACUUUAUAUUUUAGAAACUCUUCUGGUCAGUAGCCACAGUUUGUAAGGCAGAACAAAGAAUGUAUUUUGAUGUCAGGUUACCUGUCUGAUAGUGUGGACAUAUAACAUGAAAGACAAGUCCUAUUUGAACAACUGCACAAAAAAAGCAUAAGUCAUGGUAAAGCCAUAAUAGUGGUGGUUGGCUUGACUCUUGAGACUGAUCUAUGAGGCUUUGUUUAAAGAUCUAGAAGAUGGUACCUGGUAGGAGAGAAACUGAGCCCAUUUCCCCAGCAAAACAAAAUGUCAGUGACAAUAAUAAUAAUAAGUAGUUUAUUUUUAUAUCCUGCUCCCAUCUCCCCCAGAGGGACUUGGGGCUGCUCACAUGGGAACAAGCCCGAUAUCAACAUACAUUUAAACAAUCAUUAAUUAAAACCAAUAUAAACAAUAAAACCAUAUAAACAGUAUAAACAGUAUAAAACAUAAACAUAUCAAGUCAUCUGAGUCUGAGCAUAGUGCAAAAUAUAUAGAGAUAAAAUUAUACAAAUUUCUCGUAAGGCUCAGGAUAAAAUAUAGGCAUACUAUGAUCCACCUCAGAGACCUAACCCCUGCCCUAGACCACUGCCCUACAUUGUUACAGGAUCCAGUUUAUCUUUUUACAUUGAUUAGUCAUGAAAAUUCUCAAAGGAUCUUACAGGCAUGCUUGUCUGUAGCAUUUUGGAUCCUACCGAAACCAAAUACAAAAGUGUACAGUGCUUGGAAUCUAGAUGUUUCUCCUUGAUAUCAUACCUAGAGAUCACUGCUGGUAGGGAAGUUGACAACUGUGUUGAGUGUCCUGCCAAUAUCUGGGGUCACCAGUGAAGCAAAAUAAUUACAUAUUGUUUCUACACUCCAUCAUCCUCAGUUGAAUCUUUUGUAGUAGUUGACAAUAGAAUAGUUCCAAUCACUACCUAAAUAUGAUAGUUAACUUUGUGUAAUCGGCUGGAAUGUUAUUGUUAGUGCAGGGAAACCAAGUUAAUUAAUCCUUGCUAUCUUCUUCCAGCUCUGCACUGAAUUAUCUGCUGGUACUGUGUUGUGCCUAUUUCCAGAUUGGAGUGAUCCACCUCUACCUCGCAGGAAUUAUGUGAGGCUGAUGGAAUGUGUCUUAUUAAAGCGGUUUGGAGUAUUUAUGUAGCAGGAACCAGAGAUGGGCAAAUCACUGAGAAGUUUUUUUUUAAGCUUUCCAAAAGCCUUGGGCCUGCAUCUUCACUCAAAACCUUUUGAAGGUCUCUUCACCCGAUUCUCUGCUUUCCCUCAGGAGUUGCUGGGCAUGUAUUUUCAGUGCUUGCUGAGUGGAGUAUGCACUCUCUCUUUUGGGGAAGGGGCUGAAUGGGAUAUUGUAGCAAUCCUCAAAUUGAAAUGUAUAUUUUUGUUAGAAGUUCAAACUCCAGGUGUUUUUAAUAAUAUAGUGACUGACAGCUUUAUAUAAAUUGGAAAUAAAUAUUUAAGAAACUA